AUGUCGGCGCCGAACGACGGCUACGGCCAAUAUCCCCCACAGGAGCAGCCCUACGCCGACCAGCCUCAGGAUGGCUACGACGCACAGGGAGCCCAAGCUCCUCAGCCGGCUGCCGCCGACCACGGCAAGAAGAAGAAGAGAGGGUAUGCUACCCAAGCCUACGAGUUUGGAGCUGGCGCCAACUCCGCUGCCGGCGCACCUGCUCAAGCGCAAGCUGCCCCGUACGGCAUGCCGCAACCUCAGGUCCCGGCCUACGGAGGUUAUCCCCAGCCAGAUGUUCAGCCCGCCGCCGCAGCUUAUGGCUCCCCCAGCCGCAACAGUACGGCAUGCCGCAACCCGCCGCCGCCGCCGCCGCCACGGCCGGAGGCUACGGCGGCUAUCAGCCACCUGAUGCCGGUCGCUGGCCUCAACCAGCAGAUGGCCGGCAUGAACCUCGGCGGCAACCCUCAGCAGCCACCUCCUGGCCAGCCGGCAGGAACUCGCCCCAUGGCCCUUAACCAGCUUUAUCCUACCGACUUGAUGAACCAACCGUUCAAUGUCUCCGAGCUGGAUUUACCCCCUCCCCCCAUCGUCCUGCCUCCUAAUACCAGCGUUACUCCCUCCCCCGAUGCGAACUGCGGUCCCAAAUACGUACGCUCUACGCUCAACGCUGUCCCGACAACACACUCUCUCCUGAAGAAGUCGAGAUUACCCUUUGCGCUUGUCAUCCAGCCCUACGGCGCUCUCCACGACAGCGAGGAUCCGGUCCCCGUAGUGCAGGACCAAGUAAUCGCGCGUUGCAGACGAUGCAGGACAUACAUCAACCCAUUCGUCACUUUCCUCGACCAUGGCCACCGCUGGCGCUGCAACAUGUGCAACCUGACAAACGACGUGCCUCAAGCUUUCGACUGGGAUGCUGCUUCGCAAAGAAGCACCGACCGAUGGGGCCGCUACGAGCUCAACUACUCCGUUGUCGAGUUCGUUGCGCCUCAGGAGUAUAUGGUUCGCCCGCCCCAGCCGCUCGUCUAUCUGUUCCUCUUCGACGUCAGCUAUGCCGCUGUCUCUACCGGCCUCCUCGCUACCAGCGCCCGAACUAUCCUUGACAGUCUCGACAGAAUACCUAAUGCUGAUCGUCGCACUCGCCUUGGUUUCAUUGCUGUGGACUCUAGCCUGCACUACUUCUCGGUUCCCAAGGACGGUGAGGAGAAUGCCGAGACCAGCAUGCUGGUCGUCAGCGAUCUUGAUGAGCCGUUCCUGCCUGUGCCCACAGACUUGUUGGUGCCCCUGACUGAGAGCCGCCAGAGCAUUGAGGGCUUCUUGACCAAGCUGCCCGAGAUGUUCCAAAGCAACCAGAACAAUGGCUCUGCCAUGGGCUCUGCCCUUAGAGCCGGUCACAAGCUUAUUUCGGCGCUCGGUGGAAAGAUUGUUGUACUCAGCGCCUCGCUGCCCAACGUUGGGGUUGGCAAGCUGGACAUGCGCGAGGACAAGAAGCUGCUCGGGACGAGCAAGGAAAGCAGUCUGCUGCAGACCGCCAACAGCUUCUACAAAAGCUUUGCCGUCGAAUGCUCCAAGAACCAAGUCUCGAUCGAUAUGUUUCUGUUUUCCUCGCAAUACCAAGAUGUCGCGUCUCUGAGCAACCUGCCGAGAUACACCGGAGGACAGACUUGGUUCUAUCCCGGCUGGAACGCCGGCCGUCCAGAGGAUGCCAUCAAGUUUGCUUCCGAGUUCAGUGACUAUUUGUCAUCAGAAAUCGGUCUGGAGGCAGUGCUCCGUGUUCGUGCCACCACAGGUUUGCGCAUGAACGCCUUUUACGGCAACUUCUUCAAUAGAAGCUCGGAUCUUUGCGCAUUCCCUGCGUUCCCUCGCGAUCAGUGUUAUGUAGUCGAGGUCGCCAUCGAUGAGAACCUGACCAAGAACGUUGUGUGCUUGCAGACGGCGGUUCUUCACACGACUUGUAAUGGAGAGCGUCGUAUCCGCGUCAUGACGCUCGCUCUGCCGACCACCACAAACCUUGCCGACAUUUAUGCUUCGGCAGACCAGCAGGCGAUCACCACAUACUUCAGUCACAAGGCGGUCGAGCGCGCCUUGAGUGGAGGCUUGGAGGCUGCCCGUGACUCUCUCCAGAACAAGCUGAUUGAGCUUUUGCAGACGUUCCGAAAGGAACUUGCAGGCGGCAGCAUGGGCGGUGGCUUGCAGUUCCCCUCCAACCUUCGCGGACUCCCCAUUCUGUUCCUGGGCCUCAUGAAAAACGUUGGCCUGCGCAAGUCGGCCCAGAUCCCGUCAGACCUGCGGUCGGCUGCUCUUUGCCUGCUGUCAACGCUUCCCGUUCCUCUCCUGAUGCAGUACAUCUACCCCCGCCUCUACUCGCUGCACGACAUGCCCGACAAUGCAGGCGUGCCCGAUCAGGAGACGAGCCAGAUCGUGCUCCCGCCGCCAUUGAACCUCUCAUCGGAACGUUUUGUUCCCUACGGCUUGUAUCUCAUUGAUGACGGCCAGACGCAGUUCUUGUGGGCCGGUCGGGACGCUGUGCCCCAACUCCUGGCUGAUGUGUUUGGAGUUGACGACAGGACCCAAUUGAGGGUUGGCAAGGGUGCGUUGCCGGAGCUGGAGAAUGACUUCAACGAGCGGGUACGGGCGGUCGUCCACAAAAGCCGGGACCACCGUUCCAAGGGAGUCGGCAGCAUCAUCCUACCCCACCUCUAUAUUGUCCGAGAAGACGGAGAGCCGAGCCUUAAGUUGUGGGCGCAGACACUGCUGGUCGAGGACCGGGCGGAUCAGGGUAUGAGCGCCGCGCAAUGGCUCGGAAUCCUUAGAGAAAAGGUUGUGACUUGA
This is a messenger RNA of Colletotrichum spaethianum, 2811 nucleotides long. Its product is annotated as protein transport protein SEC24. Gene Ontology annotation, molecular function: SNARE binding; zinc ion binding. The coding region runs from base 1 to 2811 and encodes 936 amino acids. Gene Ontology annotation, biological process: intracellular protein transport; endoplasmic reticulum to Golgi vesicle-mediated transport; COPII-coated vesicle cargo loading. The record is from RefSeq and is a predicted model, not a curated record. The transcript is spliced from 4 exons. Gene Ontology annotation, cellular component: endoplasmic reticulum exit site; COPII vesicle coat. NCBI's taxonomy places the organism in Eukaryota, Fungi, Ascomycota, Sordariomycetes, Glomerellales, Glomerellaceae.